AUGUCGCCCUCCGCAGAACCGCGCACAAACGGAGUCAAUCACUCCGCGGACCGCUCAAACCUCAUUCCGUUCUCCUCUCGACUCAAGGAGGGCAGGGCGCUCGCCCAGGAUGUCUGGUCCAUCUUCAACGCUGCCAACCUCCCUGCGGACUGCAUCAAUCUCGGACAGGGCUACAUGAACUUCCCUCCUCCCGUGUGGGUCAAGGAGGCCGCUGGAGAGGCGCUCAACUCGGUGGCUGCGAACCACUACUCCCACCCGAAGGGUCGUAUCCGCCUCCGCCAGGCCCUCAAGGAGCACUUCGGUCCUGACUUUGGCAGGGAUCUCGAUGUCGAGUCUGAGAUUCUUGUAACGAGCGGGGCAAACGAAGGACAGUACUCGGUCUUCGUCGCCUUUCUCGAGCAAGGCGACGAGGUCAUCUUGUUCGAGCCGUUCUUCGAUCAGUACCUGCCCUCGGUCACGUUCAAUGGCGGCAUCCCCGUUUACGUUCCGUUGCACCCGCCCAACCACGAUGGCCGGCACAGCAGUUCCGAGUGGACAAUCGACUUCGACGAACUCCGACGCGCCGUGACACCGCGCACAAAGAUGAUCAUCGUCAACACCCCGCACAACCCCGUGGGGAAGGUCUUCACGCGCCACGAGCUCGAGCAGAUCGCCGCCCUCGCCGAGGAGCACAACCUGCUCGUAAUGUCGGACGAAGUUUACGAUUCCCUCGUCUUCGACGAUAACGAGCACGUCCGAAUCGCCACCCUCCCCGGGAUGUGGGAUCGUACCGUGACUGUGGGCUCCGCAGGCAAGAUGUUUGCUGCGACCGGUUGGCGCGUUGGCUGGCUCAUCGGGCCCGCUUCGAUCAUUACGCCAACGCUCGCAGCGACGACGCGCAUCGUGUUCUGCAGCAACUCGCCGCUGCAGGAAGCGUCUGCGGUUGGUCUUGAGCAGGCGAAGAAGCGCGGGUUCCUGCUUCAACAGCGGGACGAGUACGCCGAGCGCCGCGCGAUCUUGACCGCCGGGUUCGACAAGCUCGGGAUGAAGUACACACUUCCGCAAGGGAGUUACUUCGUGCUCUUGGAUAUAUCCACCGUGCGGUGGCCCGAGGACUAUCCGUUCCCGCAGAGCGUGGAAGGCAGGGGGCGCGAUUUCAAGGCGUGUUGGUUCAUCGCGAUGGAAGUCGGCGUGUCGUCAAUUCCCGUCAGCGAGUUUUACUGCGAGGAGCACAUCUCGAUUGGCGAGAGCUACGCGCGGUUCGCGUUCUGCAAGGACGUCGACACGCUCAAGCACGCCGUGGAGCGGCUCCAGACCCUGAAGAAGUUCCUCGCAUGA
Molecule: messenger RNA, 1317 nt
Organism: Trametes versicolor FP-101664 SS1
Lineage: Eukaryota; Fungi; Basidiomycota; Agaricomycetes; Polyporales; Polyporaceae
Product: PLP-dependent transferase
Exons: 9
Coding region: 1-1317 (438 amino acids)
Biological process (GO): biosynthetic process
Cellular component (GO): mitochondrion; cytoplasm
Molecular function (GO): L-kynurenine:2-oxoglutarate transaminase activity; pyridoxal phosphate binding
Source: RefSeq, a predicted model, not a curated record